UUCUCUUUUAAAGCUCUUCAGCAUUUCCGUUGCUUCUCAUCUAAAUUGUUGUUUAAUUCAAUUUUGGAAAAUUUUUAAUUAUUCUUUUUAUUUUAUCUUUGAUUAGUUGAAUCGAAUUAUUUUAUUCUCUUGUAAACAAAUGCUUUGAAAUGUCAAAUAUUGAGAUUAAAGAAGAGACUAAACAAGCUGGAAAACAAGGUAAAAAAAAAUCUAAAAAAGUAUCUACAAAAGAAUCUAAAAAACAAGUCAAUUCAAAACAAUCUACUAAACAACCUGUCAAACUUAUUAGUGAUUAUUUUACACGAGCUAAAAGAAUACCAUUUAAGGUUCUUGUUCAACAGGAGGAGAAAAAGAUUAAACAUCAUUUGAUUGGUAAAACUGAUCCGAAAGGAUUUAAGAUUAUUGAAUCUCAAGAAAAAGGUAAAGGUGUUGUUUGUGUUAAUAAAAUAAGCAAAGGAAGUUUCGUUUGUGAAUAUUCUGGUGAUCUAAUUAAAAUUUCCGAAGCAAAAACUCGAGAACAAGAAUAUGAAAAGGAAAAAUUUGGCUGUUAUAUGUAUUUCUUUGAUUGGAAUAAUAGACGUUAUUGUGUUGAUGCAACCAAACCCACGGAAAGAAUUGGCCGUCUAAUUAAUCAUAGUCGUAAAUCUCCUAAUCUAAAGACCAAAGUAUUUCCAAUUGACGAUGUUCCUCAUCUGAUUUUCAUCACUCUUCGUGACAUUGAACCAGGAGAGGAAUUGCUUUAUGAUUACGGUGAAAGAAACAAAGACGCUAUCGCAGCGCAUCCAUGGCUUGUGUCUAGUUGAUAUUUAUUCAUCGUAUCAGUGACUUACAUUUUCAUAUUGUAUCAAAUUAUAUCUGUACUCUAGUGUAUUCUAUUAACGCUCUCUAUCUCUCAUCCUUUCUCAUCCUUUUUCAUCCUUUCAUUUAUAAAUAUUGCAUUUACAUCAAAUUCAAUUACAUGUAAUUUUACGUGAGCAAACCUAAUUGGCUUCAAUUAACCGAAUUUGCAAAUUACGAGCUUAUUAGUAACUAUGAUUACUUUUAUGGUUCACUUAUCAUCAAUUUGAAUUUAUCCAAUUUGCCACGUUUUUCAUUAUCUAAAUUAAUGAAUUAAACUUAAUUAGAUUGUUUCUUUUUCAUGAUCAAUUUAACGGAAAAAGAAAA
Molecule: messenger RNA, 1164 nt
Organism: Panonychus citri (citrus red mite)
Lineage: Eukaryota; Metazoa; Arthropoda; Arachnida; Trombidiformes; Tetranychidae
Product: N-lysine methyltransferase KMT5A-like
Exons: 2
Coding region: 150-803 (217 amino acids)
Molecular function (GO): protein binding
Source: RefSeq, a predicted model, not a curated record